Messenger RNA from Nanorana parkeri, 670 nucleotides. RefSeq lists its product as uncharacterized. The annotation marks the transcript as partial. NCBI's taxonomy places the organism in Eukaryota, Metazoa, Chordata, Amphibia, Anura, Dicroglossidae. The transcript is spliced from 6 exons. The record is from RefSeq and is a predicted model, not a curated record.
AUGCAUACGGCAAAGUCCUCUGUGCCGGCCAAGAACCAAGGCUUUAAGUCUCUCCUCUUAAGGAUCUCUUGUAUCUGGCCUUUGAAAUAUGUGUUUGCAAUACUUAAAAAGAUUGCAUCCUUUGCUGGCUUCACUGGAGAGGUGGAGACCGUAGGGAUUGCUGAUCAGAUGUCUCCCAGAAGACGCUUCUUGAGUGGCAGGAAGAGGAUUGGGCGCUUGGCUAGACUUAUCCUUUUCAUCACUCCAUACAGACUACAGUGUGCCUUGGGGUAUCAUUCUGCUGAUAGUAUAGGGAAGACUGAAGGCUGUGAUGAGAUUAGAAAGUCUCCUCUAAAGCCCUCUGGGAAAGGCAACAAACGGAAACAAGAUGACUUGGAGGUUGAAGAAGAGUAUCACAGCUGGGUAACAUUCAUGACUGAAGACCUUCCUGAGGAGGAUCAAGAUGAUGACCCUACAUAUGAGCCCAGUAAGUCUGAGACAGACAGUGAAGAAAAUAGAUCAAAGAAUGACACUGAAAGUGACUUGGAAGUAGAAGAGAAGGAUGGAGUUUUGAUGCUGAAGGAAUCCUCACAAGACACGCCAGUCAAUGAACAAGCUCGGGACACGCCAGUCAAUGAGGAACAAGCUCAGGAGGGAGAAAACAAUGAAGAGCAAAAAACGUCUUCUGCAG